This is a messenger RNA of Eublepharis macularius, 2169 nucleotides long. It is a transcript of the gene KCNS1, whose product is annotated as potassium voltage-gated channel modifier subfamily S member 1. Lineage: Eukaryota; Metazoa; Chordata; Lepidosauria; Squamata; Eublepharidae. The transcript is spliced from 5 exons. Gene Ontology annotation, molecular function: protein binding; delayed rectifier potassium channel activity. Gene Ontology annotation, biological process: regulation of delayed rectifier potassium channel activity; protein homooligomerization; potassium ion transmembrane transport. Gene Ontology annotation, cellular component: voltage-gated potassium channel complex; membrane. The coding region runs from base 1 to 2169 and encodes 722 amino acids. The record is from RefSeq and is a predicted model, not a curated record.
AUGAAGCGGCAAAACCCGCCAUGCCGUGUUCCCACUGUCCGCUUAUAUAGCGCGACGGAGCGCCAUGGACCGCAGUGCCGGAGUAGAGAGAAAACGGCAGCAGGACGUCUCAUCUCCCAUCAGGCAAAGAAUUCUAUAUUGGUGAAUGUGGGUUUCCCCAAGAAACUUCCCUCGGCGCUGGAAGGAGGGAGCCGAGAGCAGCUUCUCCGGGCUGGCGAGGGAGAGCGCGCAGGCGGGCCGCGGUCCUCGGCGCGCUUGCUCGCCUGCUUCUUCUUGCGGAGAACAAAGCGCGAAUUUGCAGACGGUUCCCGGCGUGGCGAGCAGAGCCUCCAAAAGGCAGAGAAUGGCAACGCUCCGCUUAGUCCCGCGGCGCCUGCGGAGGUGUGCCCCGAGCCCUCGGCCAGGCGCGCCGCUGAGUGGCUGGAGGGGUCCCCAGCGAGCGGAGGAGGACGCUGGGCAGCCGCGGCGCUAAGCUGCCCCGGUCGCGCUCCGGAUCCGGGUGGAAGGAAGGAAGGAAGGAAGGAAGGGCUGAGGCUCCCGGGCGCCUCCCAGCUGAGCCGCACAUGGCUCUGGGGGAGCGCGAUCGGCGCGCCGAGAGCCUGCAGCCUCGGCGAAGCAUGUGCGCGCUCAACUCCGCCCGGAGUCCUCGACCGGGGCGCAGCGGCUGAACGCGGUGCUCGGCAGAGGGGCGCGCUCGCCGCCACCUGCACGCUCCUGAGCCGAAAGGUCCAAUUAGCCCCAGCUUUUCUGAUCAUGGUCAACAAGACAUUCCAUUACUGGGAUCCCGCAUUUGAGGAUGGUGUCAUCAACAUCAACGUGGGGGGUCUGAGAAGAAGGCUUAGCUCGAGCGCCCUCUCCAAGUUCCCGGACACCCGUCUUGGGCGCUUGCUUUCUUGUGACUCUGAGGAGUCUAUCCUGCAACUGUGUGAUGACUACGACGUGGGUGCCAGGGAGUUCUACUUCGACCGGAACCCAGGUUUCUUCCUGUAUGUGCUUCAUUUCUACCAAACUGGCAAACUUCAUGUUAUGGAGGAGCUGUGUGUCUUUUCCUUUUGUCAGGAGAUCGAGUACUGGGGCAUCAACGAGUUUUUCUUGGACUCGUGCUGCAGUUACCGCUACCAUGAACGGAAACUGGAGAGUCGCCAUCACAGCUGGGAUGAGGAGAGUGAGGUUAGCAGUGUGGACACGUCUCCAGAUGAGAUCUCUGAUUUUAAUCAUGACCUCCUCCGCUACAGCACUCUGCGCUGUGGCAAGCUGCGGAAGCGCCUCUGGCUCACCAUGGAGAACCCAGGCUACUCCAUCCCCAGCAAACUCUUCAGCUUUGUGUCCAUCAGUGUGGUGCUGGUCUCCAUAGCAACCAUGUGCAUCCACAGUAUGGCAGAGUAUCAGCUGGUGGACGAGCAUGGCAAUGCAAUGGAUGACCCCGUGCUGGAAUACCUGGAGUACUUCUGCAUCUCCUGGUUCACUUUCGAAGUGACAUCCCGCUUGCUGCUGGCACCCAACUUGAAGAAGUUUUUCAAACAUCCCUUAAAUCUGAUUGACAUUGUCUCAGUGUUGCCUUUCUACUUCACCUUCCUGGUGGAUGUGACCGUGGGGAGGGAGUCCGAGAUAGGGAACCUGGGCAAGGUGGUGCAGGUGUUCCGUCUCAUGAGGAUAUUCCGGGUGCUGAAGCUGGCACGGCAUUCAACAGGCCUGAGGUCUUUAGGAGCCACCUUGAAGCACAGUUACCGAGAGGUGGGGAUUCUGCUGCUGUACUUGGCUGUUGGAGUGUCUGUUUUCUCUGGCGUGGCCUACACUGCAGAAAAGGAGGAAGAUGUUGGCUUUGAUACUAUCCCAGCCUGCUGGUGGUGGGGGACGGUUAGCAUGACAACAGUAGGCUAUGGAGACGUCGUGCCUGUUACCAUCGCGGGCAAACUGGCAGCCUCUGGCUGCAUCCUGGGUGGAAUUUUGGUUGUGGCACUCCCCAUCACCAUCAUCUUUAACAAGUUCUCCCACUUCUAUCGCAGGCAGAAGGCCCUUGAGGCUGCUGUGCGGAACAGUGACAAGAAGGACCCCGAGGAUUCUGAUAACUACCCCAGCCAAGAGUCGGACAUUCUUAGUGAAGCUUUUCAGAGAGAUGAUAUAUCAGACCAUGGUGACCUCACCAGAAGAAUCCUUCCAAUCCACUGA